CGCGCGCCCCGCCCCUCUGGCGGCCCGCCGUCCCAGACGCGGGAAGAUCUCGGCCGGCUUCGAGUUGCUGGCCGGCAACUUCCCUGUGGUUUCCCGAGACCUCCUUGCCUCCCGUUCCCCGAGGAGCCUUUCGCCCGAAGGCGGGGCGAUGCCGGAUAAUCAGCAGCGGAGGAACCGGCAGCCGAGGGUCCGCUCCGGGAACGAGCCUCCUUCCGCGCCUGCCAUGGAGCCAGAUGGUCGCGGGGCCUGGGCCCACAGUCGCGCCGCGCUCGACCGUCUGGAGAAGCUGCUGCGCUGCUCGCGUUGCACUAACAUUCUGAGAGAGCCUGUGUGCUUAGGAGGAUGUGAGCACAUCUUCUGUAGUAAUUGUGUAAGUGACUGCAUUGGAACUGGAUGUCCAGUGUGUUACACCCCAGCCUGGAUACAAGACGUGAAGAUAAAUAGACAGCUGGACAGCAUGAUUCAACUUUGUAGUAAGCUUCGAAAUUUGCUACAUGACAAUAAGCUCUCAGAUUUGAAAGAAGAUGACCCUAGGAGAAGUUUGUUUAAUGAUGCAGAAAACAAGAAGAAUUCAAUUAAAAUGUGGUUUAGCCCUCGAAGUAAGAAAGUUAGAUAUGUUGUGAGUAAAGUUUCAGUGCGAACCCAGCCUGAAAUAAAAAAAGAUGCAAAUGCUCAGCAAGACUCCUAUGAAUUUGUUUCCACAAGUCCUCCUGCAGAUGUUUCUGAGAGGGCUAAAAAGUCUUCUGCAAGAUCCAGAAAAAAGCAAAAAAAGAAAACUUUAGCUGAAAUCAACCAAAAGUGGAAUUUAGAGGCAGAAAAAGAAGAUGGUCAAUUUGACUCCAAAGAGGAAUCAAAGCAAAAGCUGGUAUCUUUCUGUAGCCAACCAUCCGUUAUCUCCAGUCCUCAGAUAAAUGGUGAAAUAGACUUACUAGCAAGUGGCUCCUUGACAGAAUCUGAAUGUUUUGGAAGUUUAACUGAAGUCUCUUUACCAUUGGCUGAGCAAAUAGAGUCUCCGGACACUAAGAGCAGGAAUGAAGUAGUGACUCCUGAGAAGGUCUGCAAAAAUUAUCUUACAUCUAAGAAAUCUUGGCCAUUAGAAAAUAAUGGAAAACGUGGCCAUCACAAUAGACUUUCCAGUCCCAUUUCUAAGAGAUGUAGAACCAGCAUUCUGAGCACCAGUGGAGAUUUUGUUAAGCAAGCGAUGCCCUCAGAAAAUACACCAUUGCCUGAAUGUUCUUCACCACCUUCAUGCAAACGUAAAGUUGGUGGUACAUCAGGGAGGAAAAACAGUAACUUGUCAGAUGAAUUCAUUAGUCUUUCUCCGAGUACACCACCUUCUACAUUAAAUAGUUCAAGUUACAGACGAGUGAUGUCUAGCCCCUCAGCAAUGAAGCUGUUGCCCAAUAUGGCUGUGAAAAGAAAUCAUAGAGGAGAGACUUUGCUCCACAUUGCUUCUAUUAAGGGUGACAUACCUUCUGUUGAAUACCUUUUACAAAAUGGAAGUGAUCCAAAUGUUAAAGACCAUGCUGGAUGGACACCAUUGCAUGAAGCUUGCAGUCAUGGGCACCUGAAGGUAGUGGAAUUAUUGCUCCAGCAUAAGGCAUUGGUAAACACCACUGGGUAUCAAAAUGACUCACCACUGCACGAUGCAGCCAAGAAUGGGCACAUGGAUAUAGUCAAGCUGUUACUUUCCUAUGGAGCCUCCAGAAAUGCUGUUAACAUAUUUGGUCUGCGGCCUGUGGAUUAUACAGACGAUGAAAAUAUGAAAUCACUAUUGCUGCUACCAGAGAAGAAUGAAUCAUCCACAACUAGCCAUUGCUCGGUAAUGAACACUGGGCAGCGUAGGGAUGGACCUCUUGUACUUAUAGGCAGUGGGCUCUCUUCAGAACAACAGAAGAUGCUCAGUGAACUUGCAGCAAUUCUUAAGGCUAAAAAAUGUACUGAGUUUGACAGUACAGUAACUCAUGUUGUUGUUCCUGGUGAUGCAGUUCAAAGUACUUUGAAGUGUAUGCUUGGGAUUCUCAAUGGAUGCUGGAUUCUAAAAUUUGAAUAAAUAGGAGCUAUAGAUAAGAAAAGUCCCUUCUUCAACAUCAAAUUGGUGAGGCAGACUCUACUUCAGUCCUCGUUUGGGUGCUAAUUUCUCACAGGCCAUUAGUAACCACCCUUAUACAAGGGUGAUUUUUGUAUUAAAGAGGUGAUAAGAAUAAAAGAAUGUAAGGUAUAUAAAUAAAUCAUCUUACUAAUCUCAUAGAGUAUGAAUAAGAUGAAACUGUAUCCUAAAGAUGCAAACUAGGCCAAGAUAAAAUGUUUUCUACUGACCUGUUCUUUUGGUACACUGCUUUCAAAUUUUUUUUCUGUCUUAGCCUUUUUUCUAAAAGAAAUUGAAUUCUGCAUCUUCUUUUCUUAUCUCAUUAUGAAGGGGAGAACAGAUUGCUGUCAUCUUUUCUUUAAUAACCUUUCUCUCUUCUCCACUCUCAUCUAAGUUUAAAUAAAAUUGCAGCUAUAGAAGUUGUAAAAUUCCCCAGUACCUAAGGGAAUUACUGAAGGAAUGUGCCAGACAUUUUACGCUGGAUUUAUGUCUGUGAGAUGGCGAAGGGCUAAAUUGAGUGUUUUUUCAUUUUUGUUUUAGCUGAGGAGAGAUGGACCCUAGAAGACAAUCAUUACAUCAUCAUUUAAGUAAUAACUUCAUAAUCAGGCUAACACAUUAAUUCUUUUCAAACAAAUUCUAACAAGUUUUCUUUAAAUGGAUACCAAGAGUACUAUGGAAUUUUAAAAUUAAAUACAAUUUUUAUUCUAUACAAAACUUUGCUAAUUAUAGAAAAAAGUACCAAAACAUUCCUAUAAAUUAAGAUUGAUUAGGCAACUUUAUGCUGACAGAAGGCCUCCACCACCAAAGAUUGUCUAAGAAUAAAAAAAAAUUAACAUCCUUUGAUCUAAUAGUCCCAGUUCUGAGAAUUUACCCUAUGCAAGAAAUACAGAAGAAAGAAAGAGUAUUUGCAGUGUUACUUCUAAUAGCAAGAAGUAGGGAAUAUAACCUACAUAUGAAAGAUUAGGAAAAUUCUGAAAUGCUUGAAGAUAUUCUCUGGAAAAAAUUCAUAUUUUAUAUGAUAAAUAUUAAGACUAAAAUAUGAAAAAUGGAAUUGUUUAGAUUUUAAACACAUCAAAUAAUUAUAUCUUCACUUUCAACAAUAUAUAAAUGUGUGCAUGCAUGUGGGUAAAAAAAAAAUCAAAGAGAAACAACAGAAAAUUGGUGGGUUACUGAAGAGGACUAUUUGUUUAUAACAGUUUUAAAAAUAAUGUGUGCCUGUUAGAUUAAAUUUAAGGUCUCUAGGAAUAAAUUAAUGCAUUCAAAUUUUCAAGUUGUAAUAAUUGGAAGUAUUUUCACUUUUCUAAAGAUUAAUUGAAUAGGGAAGAGCUUUGGUCUUAAUUAGGGAAAUUCAAACCUACAUGUAUUUAUUCCUCCUGUCUGAUACACCAGGUCUUAUACCUGUUUAAUGCAUACCCAGCAAAUACAUUUGAAUAUGGUGAUUGCCCUAAUCAGAACAGACAUCUUUACAUAAAAAUUUGAACUUUUAAUAUAUGACUUCAAAAGAACACUGAGCAUGAGUUUACUAAUAGGACAAUUUUGGGACAUUAGACGGGUUUUUAACCAUACCUAUAUAGAGACAGAUAAUUUUGAUAUUAUUCAUCAUAAAAGAGGCAGACUAUUUUGGUAUUUUGAUAUUAUUCAUAAUAUAAGGUCUUAGAAUUGAUACCAAGUUUUGCCUAAGAAAAAUUUAUGAAAUAAUAAUAUAUUUUUGCAAUAGAAUUUGACGUGCUUCUCAAUGCAUUAAGUAAAAUAGCAAAUUACACAUAUUGUCAUGUGCAGAAAUAUAUUUCUACAUAUAAAUAUGCUGAUAGCUAGAAUUUUUACUAAAAUGUCAAAAAAUAAAUAAUUGCUAAAUGAUAUUUAUAUGGAGCCAGGAUUUAAUGACCCGCAACAGUAUUUAAUGAGAUAUCUCAAAUCUUAAAUGGGAACAUUUAGCCUUUAUUUUAUAUUUUCAGCCUUUAUUUCAUUGUCCUUUCACUUUUGGCCAUGGAAGUUUCAAAUUUCAAACUCAUUUCUCUGUUCUUUUACUUAAGUUUUUCAGAAAUUGCAGUAAUAGUAUGCUACUGUUUUUUCAUUUCUGUCAUUGUUGUAGGCUGCCUAUUGUGAUUUCCCUUUUUACUAAAGUUUAGUGCUGUUAUAGUCUGCUUGACUAAAAAGUCUAAAAUAGAGUCAUUUGCAAAACAGUUGUUUUGCUUCUACAGUCUGGGUGUCGAUUUUUAAUAGAAUCAGAAGGAAAUUCUGUAAUGUUUACUUUACUUAUAUACUGUUAUCUUGAGUGAAACACAUCCCUAGUUUAAACAUCCCUAGUUUAGAUCUAAUGACAGUAUUUUAUUAGAACAUUUGUUUUCAUAUGGAGUAGUGAUGUUUGAUUCUGUAUUUUAAUUUUUUUUUUUUUUUAGGAUAUUUUGUAUUGACUAAGAGUGGUUAAUUCUGAUUCCCAUAGCUAUUUCAGUUACAAAUAGCCAUUAAUUCCAGAAGAGUAACAACCGUUUUUUCCCUUCCUCACUCUGUCACACAGGCUGGAGUACAGUGGUGCAGUCGUAGCUCUCUGCAGCCAUGAACUCCUGGGUU
This is a messenger RNA of Cercocebus atys (sooty mangabey), 4660 nucleotides long. It is a transcript of the gene BARD1, whose product is annotated as BRCA1 associated RING domain 1. The record is from RefSeq and is a predicted model, not a curated record. The transcript has 10 exons. The coding region runs from base 149 to 2053 and encodes 634 amino acids. Gene Ontology annotation, molecular function: protein binding. Lineage: Eukaryota; Metazoa; Chordata; Mammalia; Primates; Cercopithecidae.